Planococcus citri (citrus mealybug) is the source of this 2783-nucleotide messenger RNA. Its product is annotated as prolyl endopeptidase-like. The transcript has 19 exons. The record is from RefSeq and is a predicted model, not a curated record. Gene Ontology annotation, biological process: proteolysis. Bases 364 to 2628 code for a protein of 754 amino acids. Gene Ontology annotation, molecular function: oligopeptidase activity; serine-type endopeptidase activity. Lineage: Eukaryota; Metazoa; Arthropoda; Insecta; Hemiptera; Pseudococcidae. Gene Ontology annotation, cellular component: cytosol.
UGUGAAUAUAAUUUCGUAUCGAAUACAUACCUAAGUAUUGGUGAGCAAGUUCUUGCAAAAAAAGUUGAUUUUCAAGCUAGCCAAAAAUGAAGAGACUUCGUUAGAAAAAAUAAGCAAAAAAAAUUGAAGAAUUUUUAUUGACAUAGGUAUUAGGUACCUACACCUACAAGUAGGUGAUGAUUCUCUGCUGCUAAGAAAAAAUGACAGAUUUUGAUUAUUUGACGGUUUUAGAAGUAAAUGCAUAAAAGCCAUUGUUAUUGUUUCAGGUGAUGUUGCAAGCACCCUGUAGCUGAAUUUUUUGUACAUAAUCAAAAAUAAAUAUUGAUAACCAAGUGAUCCAAAUUGCUAGCAUCGUUUGUAUUUAUGUGCACCAUGACUCGAAAGUUAGUAAUAAUAGAAUUUAUUACGGUUGUGGUGAUCAUGAUCAAUUAUGUACAUGGUCAGGGAGGAGGUAGCAGUGGAUCUAAUGUUAACAUUACUCUCAACUAUCCAAAUCCCAGAAGAGAUGAGAAUGUAUCGGACAUAUAUCCAAAAAAUACCAUCGUAAAAGACCCAUACAGAUGGAUGGAAAACCUAGAUAGCGAAGAAACGAAAAAAUUCAUUGAAGCAGAAAACGCUUUGACGAGAUCUUAUUUGGAUAAAAGCCCAUUCCGUGCUGAAUUGGAGGCUCGUUUCAAGGAGUUGUAUAAUUACCACAGAUAUACAUCAUUUUUUCAAAAAGGAAAACAUUUUUUCUCUUACCAGAAUACUGGCUUGCAAAAUCAAGACGUGCUUUUCAUUCAUGAUUCAUUGACCAGCGAUGGUAAAGUGUUCUUUGAUCCGAAUACUCUCAGUAAAGAUGGAACGAUCGCAUUAUAUUCUGCUUCUACUUUCUCCGAAGAUGGGCAAAUUUUUGCCUACAUGUUGGGUGCAAAUGGUUCCGACUGGACAACAAUUCAAUUUAAGCAUAUAGAACAAGGCGAUAUUUAUAAAGAAAAAUUGGAGAAAGUGAAGCAUUCAUUAAUAUCGUGGACGCAUGAUAACAAAGGAAUAUUUUAUUCGGCAUAUCUCGAACAAAAAUACAAAAAAUCAGGCGAAUUAAAUUUUGACAAGGAUAAAAAUCAUAAAUUAUAUUACCAUGUAAUUGGAACUGAGCAGUCCAAAGAUGUUAUGGUAGCAGAAUUCCCCAAUCAUCCGGAUUACUGGCUCGAGGGCUCGGUCAGCGACUGUGGUAAAUAUUUAAUCGUGGCAGUAAACAGAGGCACUGGAAAUUUAAUAUACAUUGCUGAUUUGGAAAAGAUCAAUUACCAAAUAAAUGGUAAAUUAGAAUUUAUACCAAUCGGUACAAAGGCGGGAUCCGCAAAAGACAUACUCUCGUAUAUUACCAAUGAUGGAAAAACCUUCAUAUUCAAAACCAAUAAAGAUGCCGAUAACUCUAAAUUAGUUUCAAUCAAUAUCGAAAACCCGGAUCCGAAUACGUGGAAAGAUCUUGUACCAGAAAAUAAAACAGAUGUAUUGGAAUGGGCAUCACCAGCAUCUGAUAAAUACGUCGUCUUAUGUUAUAUUCAGAAUGUCAAGAAUAUUCUUCAAAUACACGACAUAAAAACGGGCAACCUUGUGAAGAAAUUCGAUUUAGAAAUCGGUUCAGUUUUCGAAUGGUCGUUUUUCAGUGAACGAAAAUCUUCCAUGAUGUUUUUCAUACUCGAAUCUUUCCUUAAUCCUGGCAUUGUUUAUAGUUGCGAUUUAUCCAUACCAUCAUUGGACCUUAAGAUUAUUCGAGAAAACAAGCUAAAGAAUUUUGACCCACGGAGAUAUACGACUGAACAAGUAUUCUACAAAAGCAAAGAUGGCACCGAAGUGCCCAUGUUUCUUACCUACAAAAAAGGUUUGGAAUUGCAUAGGGACGGAAACACUCCUACUUUUCUUUAUGGCUAUGGAGGGUUCUUAUCCAGUGAAUCGCCUUAUUUUAGCGUCAAUCCUAUAGCAUUUAUCAAUAAUUUCGAUGGGAUUUAUGCUGUAGCUAGUAUCAGAGGCGGAGGGGAAUACGGUGAAAAGUGGCAUCUGGCAGGAAACCUUGGCAAAAAACAAAAUACCUUCGACGAUUUUCAAGCUGCUGCUGAAUAUUUAAUCGCUCAAAACUACACUAAAGCUUCACUGCUGACCAUUAAUGGAUUAUCCAACGGAGGACUUUUAAUGGGCGCCUGUCUUAACCAAAGGCCAGAUUUAUUUGGUGCUGUAAUCGCACAAGUGGGAUUAUUUGAUAUGUUGAGAUAUGACAAAUUCACUACUGGUUUCAACUGGAUACCUGAGUAUGGAUCGCCCUCUAAUGAGACAGAUUUCGAAUAUUUAUUCAAAUACUCUCCUUUGCACAACAUCAAAAUACCCGAUGACCCUAAUAAACAAUAUCCUGCCACUAUGCUUUUAACCUCAGACCACGAUGAUCGCGUUGUACCUUCACACUCGUUGAAAUUCAUUGCUACUUUACGACAUGAAGCGAAAAGUCAUCCUAACCAGAAAAAUCCUUUCAUACUCAGAGUUGAAUCCGAUGCUGGUCAUGGUGGCGGUGAACCAACAGAAAAAGUUAUCGCUCGACUUGUGGAUGAGUAUUGUUUCAUUAUAAUGAAUACUGGGAUCAAGUUCCAUAAAUAGGUACUUCAAGAUAAUGGAUUCACCAGAAUCCAGAAAGAAUGAACCUGAAAAAUUAAAUUAAAUAAGGAAUUAAUAGGUGAUACAGUAGGUACAUGUACUCACAAGUAAAACUUGUUUUUUUUUUUUACAUUUUAAAUAAAAAUUGUGAAAAAUAA